AUGGUGUUGGAUUUGAUGUUGCUAGUUGUUGGAUUUGAUGUUACUAGGUAUAAUAGUAUUAUAUUAGUUGUUAAACUUAGAUGUUGGAUGUUGGAUUUGAUGUUACUAGGUAUAAUGAUGUUGGAUUUGAUGUUUCUAGGUAUAAUGAUGUUGGAUUUGAUGUUACUAGGUAUAAUGAUGUUGGAUUUGAUGUUUCUAGGUAUAAUGAUGUUGGAUUUGAUGUUACUAGGUAUAAUGAUGUUGGAUUUGAUGUUACUAGGUAUAAUGGUGUUGGAUUUGAUGUUACUAGGUAUAAUGGUGUUGGAUUUGAUGUUACUAGGUAUAAUGGUGUUGGAUUUGAUGUUACUAGGUAUAAUGGUGUUGGAUUUGAUGUUACUAGGUGUUGGAUUUGAUGUUACUAGGUAUAAUGGUAUUAAUCUCAUGGAUUAUAUAAACAUAUCAGAGAAUGAUGCUCAAGCUCACCCCACCUCAAAUAAUCAUAAUAAGACGUUGGCAUUGGUCAUGGAUGAAACAGUGAGACAGAUAGUUCUUCCAGAUAACAUAGCAGAGCUAGCUUUAAAACUUAUUUCUAAUACUUCCAAAAUUUCAUUUUUGGCUACUGUAAAACAAGAGAUAGGUAACAGUGGAAGCAUCAUAGCUCUCUCUGCUGGAAUGCUAAGAUUUCUUGAUAUUGAAAGCCGAGGUGGCAGAGAUGAAAUACGGUUUCAUUAUACACAUAGAACACAAAUCCAAGUUGAAACAUUCCCCUAUAGACUAGGUGAUAAUACAUGGCAUAAACUAGCCGUAAUCCUCAACGACAACCAACUCAGCCUAUAUAUUGAUUGUAAUAAGAUAUAUGAGAGAACCAUCGAACCGGUAGAUCGUACCUUUAAAGCUGGUAAACUCUCUCUAUUUAUUGGACAACGCAACCGACACCACGCCUUCUUUAGGGGUUAUUUGAAAGAUAUAAGAAUUGUUGGGAAUGAUCAUGGUCAUCUAUUACAAUGCAAGAAAGAAAAUUCAGGUUGCCCGUCCAUUGCUCAAUAUGAAUAUUUAGAAGACAAAUUGAAUAGUCUCUAUACUGAAUACAACAAUAUGUCCACUAAGCUAACAAAUGCAGAGAAACAUAUAAAAGAUUUACAGAAUUGUAACUGUUUAAAUACCUGCUAUGUUAAUGGUACUUUAUAUAAAGAGGGAGAUAUUUGGAAAAAAGAAAAAUGUUCUAUAUGCAAUUGCAAGAAUUCUUCAGUAAUGUGUAAUAGAGUUGAAUGUCCUGAUAUAAAAUGUUUAAAACCUUUUUCACAAAAAGGUCAAUGCUGCCCAUCUUGCUUAAUGAGUUGUUUUUAUAGUGGACAGUAUUAUAGUCAUGGGGAGAAUUUUCAACCCAGGGUUUGUGUCAAAUGCAUCUGUGAUAAUGGUGAAACAAUCUGUUUGAAACAAAACCCUGAAGAAAUUUGUCCAAAAUUAAAUUGUACUAGUAAUGAUACAAUACAUGUUGAGGGAGAGUGCUGUCCUAUUUGUAAAGGAACUGAUUUUUGUGGUGAAGGAAAUGAUUGCCAUGUUAAUGCAGUCUGUGUUAAUUUGUUAACUAAAUAUGCUUGUCAAUGCAAUGAAGGUUACCAAGGUGAUGGUAGACAUUGUGGAGCUUGUUGA
Molecule: messenger RNA, 1632 nt
Organism: Lottia gigantea (owl limpet)
Lineage: Eukaryota; Metazoa; Mollusca; Gastropoda; Lottiidae
Exons: 24
Coding region: 1-1632 (543 amino acids)
Molecular function (GO): protein binding
Source: RefSeq, a predicted model, not a curated record